UAUCAAGACGUGCUUGUUAACAGGACAAACAGGAAGUGCGUAAGGUUUGGGAGAGUAGUUGAAAAAUAUUGUGGCUAAUGUAAAAAAUUACGUUUACGGUGCGUCGAGGAAUUGCCGAGUAAAUUGCAUUUGUUGUAACGAGGUGGUCUAUAUAAAUACAAGUCAACCAUUGCUCCUUUUAUAAUUACAGUCGGAUACAUGUAGCCAGCCAGAUUUGACGCGUCACAGAGACUACAAAGGCGUUGAUUGAUUGCGUGAUGAUGUGUGCUCUUUAUUCUUACUAGAUCAUUAUUUUAGGAUUGGUUUAGAGUGAUAGAGUAGCAUAGCACCUGGUUGCAACGUAUUCACGACGUGGAGUGACGAUGACAUUACAAGUGGGUUGCCUAUCAUUCAAGCAGCCGUAUGCAGGAUUAGUACUGGACGGUGUAAAAAGUAUUGAGACACGUUGGCGCCCUCUGCUAUCCACAAUGGAAAACUGCACUCUAGCUAUUCAUAUUGCGCAGAAGGACUGGGAGGCCGACCAGUGGAGAGACAUCCUCACCCAUACACUGGGAAUGAGCCACAUGCAAAUAGAGGAACUUCUAGCAUCCGGAGACAGAUUUGGCCGUGGAGUCGUAGCAGGCUUGGUGGAAGUGGGGGAGACCUGGUGCUGCUCUGACAAUGUGCCAGAGAAGGAUCUGAGGGAGCUGGAGAAGGCAGCAGUGCACACUGGGCUCACAGAGAAACACCUCACACAACUGUCAAACCCACGCUGGCUCAAGGAACCCCUUUAUGCCAGAGGUCACAAAGACAUAUGGACAGUAGAUAUCCCAGUGCAAUUACUGCCAUCUGCGUAGUUGUAAUAAAAUAAUGUAUACUCAUUUUGUACUGACAGGAUCAUCUAUCAAGUUCGGGAGGCAAUAUAUUUGUAGACUACUCGCUUUCGCUUUAAGGUGCAAUAAAUGACCAACGGACCAAA
This is a messenger RNA of Oncorhynchus masou masou (cherry salmon), 958 nucleotides long. RefSeq names its product protein EOLA1-like. The transcript is spliced from 2 exons. The record is from RefSeq and is a predicted model, not a curated record. Lineage: Eukaryota; Metazoa; Chordata; Actinopteri; Salmoniformes; Salmonidae. The coding region runs from base 363 to 836 and encodes 157 amino acids.